Messenger RNA from Esox lucius (northern pike), 4495 nucleotides. It is a transcript of the gene ap1g2, whose product is annotated as adaptor related protein complex 1 subunit gamma 2. The coding region runs from base 506 to 2911 and encodes 801 amino acids. Gene Ontology annotation, cellular component: Golgi apparatus; membrane coat; AP-1 adaptor complex. The transcript has 22 exons. Gene Ontology annotation, biological process: receptor-mediated endocytosis; intracellular protein transport; Golgi to vacuole transport. The record is from RefSeq and is a predicted model, not a curated record. Gene Ontology annotation, molecular function: clathrin-cargo adaptor activity. NCBI's taxonomy places the organism in Eukaryota, Metazoa, Chordata, Actinopteri, Esociformes, Esocidae.
CCUCGAUAUUCAGCUAGCGAAAUAAAUGAAUGGUUGACAUCGUUUUUCUGGCAUUGUUUCUCUACGAACAUGUUGUCAAACUACAGUUCUAUCGACAAAACAACAUUUCCAGACCAGACUUGCGGUUCCGUGUUUGCCAGCACAGCAAUUGCACCAUCAAAACAUCGGGUUUUGUGUCUAGCAAAGCUAACGUCACGUUAGGCAAAAUAAUACAAUACAUUGUCACGUUAGCUACUGUAGAUGUUAUGCAAGUUAACGUCGCGGUCAUACACUUACGUGGCCGUGAAAUAUCUUAUUGUUGUAAAUUGUUUUUCAAAACUGUACUUUUUACUGUUCGUGAUUCACUGAAUGGUCCAACUAUUUUACAACGUAGUUGCGAGUGUAGAUAUCUGAUAACGAUCUUCUCAGGUGUACUGUACCGUUAACAGCACCUGCAACCUAGGCCUGCACCUUGGAAUUACUAAAGGAGUAUGUUGGAUGGUGCUUUUACAUGUUCCAAUGACAGAUGGUCAUGAACAUUUCAAUGAGUUGUUCCACCAGAGCCAUGUCUCCGUCAGUGCGUCUGCAGGAGAUGAUCAGGGUGAUCAGAGGAGCCCGUACACAAGGAGAGGAGCGUGGUGUGAUUCAGAGGGAGUGUGCUGCCAUCCGGGCACAGUUCAGACAGGCUGACAAUGGGACGCGCUCUCACAACCUGGCAAAACUGCUGUAUGUGCACAUGCUGGGAUACCCAGCCCACUUUGGUCAGAUGGAGUGUGUGCGUCUGAUAGCUAGCCCUCGGUACAACGAGAAGCGUGUCGGGUACCUGGGUGCCAUGAUGCUUCUAGACGAGAAGCAGGAUGCCAGCCUACUCAUCACUAACUCCAUCAAGAAUGACUUGUCCCACAACAGUCAGUAUGUCCAGUCCCUGGCUCUGUGCACCUUGGCCUGUAUGGGCUCAGCUGAGAUGUGUCGAGACCUCGCUCCGGAGAUCGACCGCCUCCUCAGAGCCUCCAACUCCUACAUCAAGAAAAAGGCGGCUCUUUGUGCAGUACACAUCGUCAGAAAAGUACCAGACCUCGGAGAGCUCUUCACCCCUGCGGCUCGUUCUCUGCUUUGUGAAAAAAACCACGGGGUGUUACACGGAGCCGUGGUUCUCAUCACUGAGCUGUGUGAGCGCAACCCAGACACGCUAGAGCAGUUUCGUAAGGUGGUGCCGGAGCUGGUCCAGAUAAUGAAAGGCCUGGUGAUGUCAGGCUACUCUCCAGAACACAACGUGGCUGGGAUCAGCGACCCCUUCCUGCAGGUGCGCAUUCUAAGGUUGCUGAGGAUCCUGGGACGUAAUAAUGAUACAGCCAGCGAUGCCAUGAACGACCUGCUGGCCCAGGUGGCUACGAACACCGACAGCAGCAAGACUGCCGGCAGUGCUGUGUUGUAUGAAACGGUUCUCACUGUCAUGGACAUCAAAUCAGAAAGUGGCUUGAGGGUUCUGGCUGUGAACAUCCUGGGGAGAUUUCUUCUGAACAACGAUCGAAACAUCCGGUAUAUCUCCAUGACUUCUCUUCAGAAGAUUGUUCAGACGGACCACAAUGCAGUGCAGCGUCAUAGAGGCACCAUAGUGGACUGUCUGAAGGACCAGGAUGCUUCUGUCAAACGCCGAGCGUUGGAGCUUUCUCUGGCCCUGGUGUCAGCUGUCAACAUCCGCUCUCUGAUGAAAGAGCUGCUCCUCUUCCUCUCCAGUUGUCCUCCAGAGCUCCGUGCUCACACCACCUCUGGCAUCUUCAAUGCCGCAGAGAGGUAUGCUCCUUCUCAGCGCUGGCACAUUGACACCAUCCUGCAUGUCCUCACCACGGCAGGGGGCGAUGUGAGGGAUGAGACGGUUCCCAACCUGAUCCAGCUCAUCACCACGGCAACAGAACUACACUGUUACACAGUCCACAAGCUAUACAGAGCCCUGAUUACAGACAUCUCAGUGCAAUCCUUGGUACAGGUGGCCUGCUGGUGUAUUGGGGAGUAUGGCGACCUGCUGCUCAGGGGAGAGUGUGAGGAGACUGAACCAGUUCAGGUGACAGAGGAUGAUGUUCUGGACGCCUUGGAAACAGUCCUCCAGUCACAUAUGUCGUCGCCGGCAACCAGGGGCUUUGCACUAACAGCAACCAUGAAACUCAGCACACGUAUAACUCAUAACGUAGAUCGCAUUCGGAGCAUCGUCAGCAUCUAUGGUAGCUGCAUCGACGUGGAGCUCCAGCAGAGGGCAGUGGAAUAUAACGCCUUGUUUAAGAAAUACGACCAUAUGAGGGCUGCAGUCCUGGAGAGAAUGCCAGUGAUUGACAAGAGCUCACCAGGACAUACGAAUGGAGAAUCAGCAGGGGGUAUCAAAGAGCUGGAGCAAACCAAACUGACACAGGAAGUAGUAUUGCCCAAGGAUCCUGGUAACCAGGUGUGUGACCUGUUAGACCUGCUAGGUGGUUCGGGGGAGCCUGUCCCCAGCUCAGGCCUGUCCCACACAGUGCCGGGGCCAGCUACCAGCACGUCUGGGGGAGACCUACUGGACCUGCUGGGAGGCUUGGACGUCUCACCUGCUCCUCCUAGUGUUAAAGUGUAUGAGAAGAAUGGUGUCACUCUGAAACUACAGACUGACAGCCAGACAGACACAGGAAUGACCAUAACCCUGACUGCCACCAACUCUACUGACGGAGAUAUCACCAGCCUCACCCUGCAAGCAGCGGUACCCAAGAGCGUCCAGUUACAAAUGAAGGCCCCGAGUGGUGACGUCAUCCCAGCACGGGGUUUAGGCCUGGUGACUCAGACUGUUCUGCUCAACAACCCUAACAAGGUGAGCCUGAAGAUGAGAGUGCGUGUGUGUUACAGCAGCCAGGGCGCUGUCUGCCAGGACACCGUGCAGAUUGACUCCUUCCCUAGCCCCGCCUGGUAAUGACCACCUCAGUCAACCUGCCCAUCAGGACAGACGCUAACAUCGGACCAUGUAUGUGGAAGGAUUGACCGUCACCCAGGCUCAGGAGCGGGAAUCCAUUCUGCCUGUCAGCUUCUGACAGCUGCCUGUCAAUCAUACACAGAUGUAACUGUAGCUAUUUUACACUACAACCAGAUGCUCUGUCGAUCCAAGCUGAUGUUUUACAUUUUCCAAAUGGCCUCCUGAUUUGUGGAAACGUCCUCUCCAGUUGGCAGGGAUUCAUCUAGUUGGACUCUGAGACUGUCAUUCAAAAAGUCAUAGUCACCAUUCAAUCUUUUCAGCUUCGGUUUGGACUGCUGGUGUUAGAUAUCCCAUAGUAUAUUAACUGGUAUGGACACUUGACACAGACUGGUAUUGACACUACUGAACGUGGUAUUGGCUUUGGUUUCUACUAUAUUUCCAUAGUUGCAAGCCAUCAUUGGUCACCACCGUCAACUAGAAUACUUUAAAGCCGUCAGCUUGAGCCAGUGGGGAUUGUCCAAUCAUUCCAUGUUCAAUCAAUCCUACCCCAUUAAUCAGUCAGGAUAAUCUCUUAUGAGUAGCUUGAAGUCUUGGUUCAUGCUACUCACUAACCUAACUUGCGUGGACUUAACAACUACAGGACUUCUUACCUACAUAUAAUUGAGGCUGGCUGUUUCGGUGCCCUCUUGUCAAUCUGCGCCACAUGAUCAGAGUGUUAGCCUUCUCUAUACUUACUGUACAUUCCUUCCAUCAGUGUGCUCUCCUCCUCCCCACCUCUCUCCAUCAUCCACCCAGCUGCUUCUCUUCCCCUGUGCCUGUCACUCGGAGCCUCUCUGGAGCUGAGAUAUAAUCAUGUAUUUGUAGACUGAGUAUAUUUUGUGGUGAGAGUUGCUAUAUUAUUGGUGAAUUCUGGGUUAUCCCCCAAUCCUGAUCUCUGGAUCUUUUUGAUGUGUCUGUGACAGUCGUUGUUACAAUCUUGUUACAAUACCAUGUAAUUGAUAAGACAAGCUAAUGGAUUUUGUGGAGCUCUCUUGAUUACAGUGUGGUGUUUGGGACACCAAGGUUGUUGGUUCAAUUCCUUUGGGUGGCAGUAUGAAUAUUCAUCACUACUGUGAUGUCUGCUACAUUAAUUACAUGUAAUUGUAUAUUUUAGGGAUGCGAAACUGGGCCAACCACAGGAAUAUAAAAUCAAAAAAUGUACUUGUUAACUUUAAUUUACAUUGUGGUCAUUUAGCCAGUUCUUCUAUCAAGAGAGGCUUACAGAAGCAGUUAGGGUUAAAACUUUCAGUUGUUGUCAGAUGAUUCAAAUGUAUCUGCUUACUUGCAAAUGUUCUGAAUCCCUGGCCAUAUCACUGGAUACCCAACAUUGCCUUUCAAAAUAACUUGUAUUGACAAAAUAUUGUCUGAUUUAUGGAUAUAAAUGAGUCUUGUUAGAAAUGGAUUUCCAAACCUUACCCCUUUAGACCAGUACCCUCGUAAUGGAACCAGAGAAAGAAAUGGAGACCAAGAGAAUUCAGUCUGUUGCGUGCAAUGCCUUUAACUCCUGUGUCAUUUGUAAUUAAAGGUUAUUUAAAAAAAAAAUCA